GCCGAGGAGGCCUGAGGUUUGCAGGCACCGGGGAGCAAGCAGAGCGCGAGAGGGAAGCCGGGAAGCCGGGGCGCACCAGGGUACCUGAGCCGGGCCAUGGACGUGUACCACACCCCCGCUGCCGCGCUGGACAGCCUGGUGGCCCGCAACCUGCUGCCGUCCUCCGAGUUCCUGGCGGCUGCGCGGCGCGCCCUGGGCGACCUGGCAGCCUCCCUGCGUGAGCGCGGGGGCCGCGCGGCUGCCCAGCCUUGGAGGGUGCUGAAAAUCGCCAAGGGAGGCUCUGAUGGCCGGGGCACGGCUCUGAGCGGUGGCUGUGAUUCUGAACUUGUCCUCUUCCUCACCUGCUUCAAGAGCUACGAGGAUCAGCGUGUUCGCCGGGCAGAGAUCCUCAGCGAGCUGCAGACCUUGCUACAAUCCUGGUGGCAGAAACCCAUCCAUGGUCUGAGCUUCGAGUUUCCUCGGCAGGACAGGCCUGGGGUCCUAUGGUUCCGCCUGGCAUCCCCGGACCUUGAACACUGGAUGGAUGUCAGCUUGGUGCCGGCUUUUGACGCUCUGGGGCCACUCAAUUCCAACGUCAAACCCGUGCCCCAGGUCUACUCGACCCUCCUCAGCAGCGGCUGCCAGGGCGGCGAGCACGCAGCCUGCUUCUCAGAGCUGCGGAGGAACUUUGUGAACACUCGCCCGGCAAAGGUGAAGAGCCUGAUCCUGCUGGUGAAGCACUGGUACCGUCAGGUGUGCCGGGAGGAGGCAAGGAGGGGGGUGCUGCCUCCAGCCUAUGCCCUGGAGCUGCUGACCAUCUUCGCCUGGGAGCAGGGCUGCGGGAAGAAUGCCUUCAGCCUGGCCCAAGGCUUGCGGACGGUGCUGGGUCUGAUCAAGCAGUAUCGGCACCUGUGUGUCUUCUGGACCCUGCACUAUGGCUUCGAGGACACUGCGGUCAGCCGCUUCUUGAGGCAGCAGCUCGAGAGACCCAGGCCUGUGAUCCUGGACCCAGCUGACCCCACGUGGGAUGUAGGGAACGGUGCAUCCUGGCGCUGGGAUAUACUGGCGCAGGAGGCAGGGUCCUGUUACGAGCGCCCGUGCUUUCUGCAGGCGGCAGGGGGCGCUGUGCAGCCCUGGGAGAGGCUUGGCCUUCCACGUGCUGGGGCUGCAGGUUUAGACCACCCCAUCCAGCGAGACUCUGCCCAGAGGCCCCCUGAGGAGAACCGCAGUCUCCAUGCUGUGCGCCCCAGGACAGGGGGCAGGCGGCCCUCAGGCCCAGCUCCUGGCCCCUCGGGGGCAGCCAGCAUCAUCCCUUCCACGCUGGGGACGGCUUCAGGUCUGUCCCAGAUUGCUGCCAAGGACCUGGACCGCUUCAUCCAGGACCACCUGAAACCAAACCCCCAGUUCCAGAAGCAGGUCAGCAAGGCCAUCGAUGUCAUCUUGAGUCGCCUUCGUGAGAAGUGUGUCUACAAGGCCUCAAGAGUCAGCAAGGGGGGCUCCUUUGGCCGGGGCACAGACCUGAGGGGUGGCUGCGAUGCCGAACUUGUCAUUUUCUUCAACUGCUUCAACGACUACAAGGACCAAAGCACCUGCCGCCCACAGAUCCUUAGUGAGAUGUGGGCACAGCUGGAAUCCGGGUGGCAGGACCCAGUCCCUGGCCUGAGCCUCAAGUUUCCUGAGCGGACCGUGCCCGGGGCUUUGCAGUUCCAGCUGGUGUCCACGGCCCUAGAAAGCUGGAUGGAUGUGACUGUGCUGCCAGUCUUUGACGCCGUGGGGCAGCUCUGCUCUGGCGCCAAACCCGCGCCCCAGGUCUACUCGACCCUCCUCAGCAGCGGCUGCCAGGGCGGCGAGCACGCGGCCUGCUUCUCAGAGCUGCGGAGGAACUUUGUGAACACUCGGCCGGCCAAGCUGAAGAACCUGAUCCUGCUGGUGAAGCACUGGUACCGUCAGGUCGCAGCUCAGAACAAAGGACAGCAGCCAGCCUGUGCCUCUCUGCCCCCAGUCUAUGCUCUGGAGCUCCUGACCAUCUUCGCCUGGGAGCAAGGCUGCGGGAAAGAUUCUUUCAAAACGGCCGAAGGCCUAAAGACCGUCCUAGAACUUAUCCAGCAGCACCAGCAGCUCUGUGUCUACUGGACGGUCAACUAUAGCUUUGAGGACCCGGCUAUCAGAACACACCUUCUUGGCCAGCUUCAGAAAAAGAGGCCCCUGGUCCUGGAUCCUGCUGACCCCACCUGGAAUGUGGGCCAGGGCAGCUGGGAGCUGUUGGCCCAGGAAGCAGCAGCUCUGGGGACACAGGUCUGCUUUAGGAGUGGAAAAGAGACGUCUGUGCAGCCCUGGGAUGUGAUGCCUGCUCUCCUUUACCAAACCCCAGCUGGGGACCUUGACAAGUUCAUCGGUGAAUUUCUCCAGCCCAACCGCCAGUUCUUGGCUCAGGUGAACAAGGCCGUCGAUGCCAUCUGCUCAUUCCUGAGGGAAAACUGCUUCCGGAAUUCUGCCAUCAAAGUGCUCAAGGUGGUCAAGGGCGGCUCUUUAGCCAAAGGCACGGCUCUGCGAGGCCGCUCGGAUGCGGAUCUAGUGGUGUUCCUCAACUGCUUCAGCCAGUUCACUGAGCAGGGCACCAAGCGGACUGAGGUCAUCUCAGAGAUCCGAGCCCAGCUGGAGGCAUGUCAGCAGGAGAUGCAGUUCGAGGUGAAGUUCGAGAUCCCCAAGUGGGAGAAUUCCCGUGUGCUGAGCUUCUCCCUGACGUCCCAGACGAUGCUGGAUCAGAGUGUGGACUUUGAUGUGCUGCCAGCCUUUGACGCCUUAGGCCAGCUGGUCCCCGGCUACAGGCCCCCAUCUCAAGUCUACGUCGACCUCAUCCACAGCUAUAACCACGCGGGCGAGUUCUCCACCUGCUUCACGGAGCUGCAGCGGAACUUUAUCAUCUCUCGGCCCACCAAGCUCAAGAGUCUGAUCCGACUGGUGAAAUACUGGUACCGGCAGUGCAACAAGAUGCCCAAGGGGAGAGGCUCCCUGCCCCCCCAGCAUGGGCUGGAACUCCUGACGGUAUACGCUUGGGAGCAGGGCGGCCGGGACCCCCAGUUCAACAUGGCCCAGGGCUUCCGCACUGUCCUAGAGCUGGUCAGCCAGUACCACCAACUCUGUGUCUACUGGACCGUCAACUACAACGACAAGGACAAGACUGUCAGAGACUUCCUGAACCGGCAGCUUCGGCAGCCCAGGCCCAUCAUCCUGGAUCCGGCUGACCCGACGGGCAAUCUCGGCCACAAUGCCCGCUGGGACCUGCUGGCUGAGGAAGCCGCCGCCUACAUGUCUGCCCUGUGCUGCAUGAGCAGGGACGGCACCCCCAUCCGACCAUGGCCAGUGAAGGUAGGAGAGCAGUGGAGCAGCAGGGGCAGGCUUCGUUGGGGACAGCAUGCUCAGGGAAGGCCAGGACUCCGGCCAGAGGGGCAAGCCUAACCGUGGCCCCACGUGCACCCCCUGCCCUGUACAAUGGCUGUCCCUGUGGUCUCAGCUUCACCGGGAAGGUUAGGGCUAACCAGCUUCUUCUGCCACCUUGCCCCAGGCUGCUGUGUGAAGGCCAGAGUCCAUGUUUGUACCAGAUAGAUGGAAGGACACCAGCCCUCGGCAUGAGGAAACUCAGGGACACCUACCAGAUGUGUGUGUGUGUGAGAGAGAGAGAGAGAGGGGGAGAGAGAGGGAGGGAGACAGAGAGACUGAUCCAGCCUCUCCGUCCAGCCUCCCCACUCCGUGCUCUCCUCCUACUCUGUGCAGCCUACCCACCUGAUACCUGUGGGUCUGUGGGCUGGGCAGCAGCCUGGGUUCCCAGCCUCCCUGCCAUGCCUCUGCUCUCGGACAGCGACGGUUGCAUCCCACACUGCCCCCGCUGAGAAUGUCCUCCUCCUUCUCGACUUCUGUGCCUGUCCACACUAGCUCAUGUCUGCUGCUGAAACCCCUCCCUGUCCUGCCAGUGGCCUCUCCUUCUUCCCCAGUCCAACAGCUUCUCACAGAAAGGACAGUCUUCAUGCCUUUUGUCAGCCAUAGUCCCUUGCUAGUGGCUGCCUGGAGCCCUGUGUCCUGGAGGAUUCUGGAGAACGGAUACAUACCUGGGAAGAGUGACCUAAUCAACUAGUGAUGUCUGCCAUGGACGCAGCAAAGGAAAGUCACGGCGUGAUGCUGUGAUUGAUUAGCAGUGUCUGGCCUGGAUGCAGGAAGAAUGUGCUCACGGGCCUACAGUGUAUGGCUAAGCUCCCGAGUUGCUCUCUGAGCUCAGCCGCUGGCAGAAGAGCAUGCUAUGUGGGCUAAUUUUAUCUGUCACACACGGAGUGGGGCACGUGUACCAUGCAGCCCCUCUCAAGGGAUGCCUGACUGCCUUUUUGCCAGAGCCUGAUUUUCUUGCCCCUUCCUGCUGCACUCAUUCCCCGCGUGCGCAUCCCGAGACCAUGCCCUGUUUGCCUUCCUGAAUUUUUACUGGGCUUUUGUCUUCUCUCCUGGCCUGUGGGCGCAUCACCAGUGGGAUUCUCCAUCCCCAGAGCCUGGACAUGAACCAGUGCGCCAACGACAGUGCUCAGCCUGCUUCUCUGUGACCUCAGAGCAAAGGCACUGGGUCCAUGCAAGGGACCCCUGGGCCAGCAACAGUGUCCCUCUUAGUCACGGCUCAGCAGGGAAAACAAAACAGUCCAAGAAUUGUAAGCAGAAAGGGCUUCCAUCUAAAUCCCUGGGUGGUCUGGAGGAACGGAGGGUGGGGACCGCGACCAGACUGUUGGCGUCAAGAUUAGACCAACGUGGUUGAAACAGAGGUCAGGAGGCCACUGCUGCCACUGACGCUCACACUCACCAGAACGUGGGCUCUGGUGGUCACAGGCAUCGCUCAGGGCUUGCUGGCCCCCAGUACGGCAGGAAGAUGCCUCCGGUCCACCUCCAUCAGAACGGUCUAGAUACAGCCAGAACUCAGACAACAGGGCAGACUGGAGGGGGCUUGCGUCUCCCACCCACUGUAGCACAGGGCAGAGCAGAUGCCCAGUGCCGACAGCCCGAGUCAGGGACAGCAGCCCCAGCAGAUGCACUGUGAAUGUCUGUUGCGGGGGGUAAGCAGGUGGUCCAUCCCAGGGGGAGGAGCAGGAGGAGACAGAAGGGAAGGAGCCCCCACGCAUCCCCUGCGUGCCCCCCGCGGGUCUCAGCGAGCCUGACUCCCCAUGGCCUGUGGCUGGGCAUGCUCUAACAGAGUACGUCAGAUCGGCUCUCUGGGAGGGAGACCGUGCCCAAGAGCAGUUCCUCUUUUGCCCCUGGGACUAUAGGGAAGUCUCAGAGGCCAAGCCCACCAGCACCUCCUGUGCGCCCCCAUCUAGUGUGAGGGCACAUGGUGCUAAUAAAGUCUCAGACUCACCUCACUGACUGCGUAUCUGGGGGUGGGACUCUCAGGACCCCAAGUCAUACCUUUGUGGUUGGCCAGUCCCCAGAGCUCAGGACUGAUGCUUGCGGGCCGCAGAGACCUGCCCUGCCAAGCAUGCCCCAGCAGGUGAGGACCUGGCCUUGACCUUGCUCGUCCUGGGUGGAACCAGUGACGGGUCUAAAUUCGGUAAUUCCCAUCUUCAUGGCACAGACUCUAGCUCCCCCGCCCCAACAAAAUGGCUCUUGAAUGAGGGGAGUUGUGAGAUGGUGGGAAUUGAGGUAGCCCCAGUAGGCAGGAGGUAAGGAGGACCUGUCUGUCACCUGGGCUGGGCUGAUCCCUGCGGGGAUUUUUAUUCUACUUUAGCUCCUUGUUCUUUGACAAUGACCACGCUGGUAUUGACAUAGUGACCCCACCAUGACUUUCGAGGGCUUAGCCAGUACCAACUUGAUGUCAGUACCAACUUGAUUUCUACAUUUAAUGAUCCUAGAGAUACUCCCCAAAAUGCCCACAAGCACUUUUCUCUGGAACUAAAGGUCUUAAGGAAACAUACACAUGCAAGGAAAGUUCAGAUAAUGCAGGAAAAAAGAGCUCUGAGGAGAGAGUAGCCCAGGCAGUAUUAAAACUUACUGGGAGAGGGGACACCUGGGUGUCUCAGUCGGUUAAGCGUCUGCCUUC
Messenger RNA from Enhydra lutris kenyoni (northern sea otter), 6046 nucleotides. Its product is annotated as 2'-5'-oligoadenylate synthase 3-like. Gene Ontology annotation, cellular component: cytosol; membrane; nucleoplasm. Gene Ontology annotation, molecular function: double-stranded RNA binding; 2'-5'-oligoadenylate synthetase activity. The record is from RefSeq and is a predicted model, not a curated record. Gene Ontology annotation, biological process: negative regulation of viral genome replication; defense response to virus; regulation of ribonuclease activity. The transcript is spliced from 15 exons. NCBI's taxonomy places the organism in Eukaryota, Metazoa, Chordata, Mammalia, Carnivora, Mustelidae. Bases 97 to 3438 code for a protein of 1113 amino acids.